GGGCUGCGAAGUGACGUCACUGUAGUGUGUUUACUCCCUACACUUCCGGCGCGCUGAAUGACGUCAGAGCCGCGGAGGCAUGGAGGAGACAACAUGAAUAAAGGCUGGUUAGAGCUGGAGAGCGAUCCAGGACUCUUCACGUUGCUGGUGGAGGAUUUCGGUGUGAAGGGUGUGCAGGUGGAGGAGAUCUAUGACCUGCAGAGCAAGUGCCCCGGGCCGGUUUACGGCUUCAUCUUCUUAUUUAAAUGGAUCGAGGAGCGGCGCUCGCGCAGGAAAGUGUCCACCCUGCUGGACGAGACAUCAGUCAUUGAGGAUGAGGUGGUCAAUAACAUGUUCUUCGCUCAUCAGCUGAUCCCCAAUUCCUGCGCCACGCACGCCCUCCUGAGCGUCCUGCUGAACUGCAGCGGGGUUCACCUGGGGCCGACGCUGAGCCGCAUCAAGGACUUCACCAAGGGGUUCAGCCCAGAGAGUAAAGGUUACGCCAUUGGGAACGCUCCGGAACUGGCGAAAGCUCACAAUAGCCAUGCCAGGCCGGAGCCGCGUCACCUGCCGGAGAAGCAGAACGGCAUCAGCGCCGUGCGCACCAUGGAGGCGUUUCACUUUGUCAGUUACGUUCCCAUUAAGGGGCGCCUGUUUGAGCUGGAUGGCCUGAAGGUUUACCCCAUAGAUCACGGUCCUUGGGCGGAGGACGAGGAGUGGACAGACAAGGCUCGCAGGGUUAUCAUGGAGAGGAUCGGACUGGCCACGGCAGGGGAGCCGUAUCACGACAUCCGCUUUAACCUGAUGGCGGUGGUGCCUGACCGGAGGCUGAAGUACGAGAGCAGGCUCAAUAUCCUAAAGAUGAACAGGCAGACCGUGCUGGAGGCUUUACAGCAGCUGAUCCGGGUGACGCAGCCGGAGCUGAUCCAGGGCCAGAAACCCUCCGAGAGUCAGAAUAACGAGGAGUCAAAGGCAAAUCCAGCCAAGUGCGCAGCCGGCCAGGAGGCAACGAACGCGGGCAACGCCUCGGGGAAUCCCACAGAUGUGAGCGGAGAUGCAGCAGGAUCUGUCCAGCGACCUUCUGCGACUAAUACAUACAGCAAGAUUAACGCCGUCCCUCAUAAUGGGGGCACCGCCACCUCACAGGCCCCCCGGCUCCCUGCUUUCCUGGAUAACCACAACUACGCCAAGUCCCCAAUGCAGGAAGAAGAAGAUCUGGCGGCAGGCGUAGGGCGAUCGCGAGGAAUCCCACCGCCCUCCCCAGACUCCGAUGAAGAGGAGGAUGAAGAAACUGAGACUUCUGCAAGACCCGCGGCCCUUUCAGGGUUGAAGAGGAGAAGCCCCGAGUCUCUGCCACCACCUCCGGGUCCGGAGCUUCCCGCUAAUGUCUUGGUAGAAAAGUUAAAGGAGACUCAGAAACAAAUGUGUUCCCCGCUCUCCAUAAAGACUGUGGCCCCUGCAGUUCCUCACUCCCAGCCAUCUCCAACCCCCAGCAAUGAGAGCACAGACACCGCGUCGGAAAUUGGCAGCGCUUUCAACUCCCCCCUGCGCUCCCCUCUGAGAUCCGCUAACCCCACGCGACCCUCCAGUCCCGUCACCUCCCACCUCUCUAAGGUCUUGUUUGGAGAGGAGGAUCCUCUUCUGCGACUGGACUCUGUUCGAUACAACCGGGCAGUGCGGGAGCUGGGGCCACUGGUGGGCACUGGGAUUCUACACCUCAGCCGAGAUGGGCACCUGUGUACACUCAGCCGGAUGGAUUCUGGGAAGAUUUCCCCCAAAACCAGCAAACUGGAGGAAGGAAGAGAAAACUCGGAGGCCGAUGGAUCCCGCUGCAGAGCCCCAGAUGCACCAGUAGGGGACAGGUUUUCUCCAAAGGAACUCCUGGCUCUGCUGAAGUGCGUGGAAGCUGAAAUCGCCACGUCCGAGGCUUGUCUUAAAGAAGAGCUGGAGAAGCGCAAGAAAUUCAAGAUUGAUGACCAGAGAAGGACACACAACUAUGACGAGUUUAUCUGUGCCUUCAUCUCCAUGUUGGCUCAGGAAGGAAUGCUGGCCAGCUUGGUGGAGCAGAACAUUUCGGUGAGGAGACGGCAGGGGGUCAGCAUCGGUCGCCUGCAUAAGCAGAGGAAGCCGGACCGCCGCAAACGCUCCCGUCCUUACAAAGCCAAGCGCCAGUGAUUCCAUGGUAGAUAGUGUUACCUCCGCAGAAUCAUCUAUGGGAUCCCCUGUACUCACCCCCAUGUAUAUCCUGUAUAUAAACUGUUUUUAUACCUCACAUCUAGAGCCUUGUUCUAUAUCACCCCCCCCCCCCCAUAAUGUCACGUUAUUUAGUGUCAGAAACCUUGUCGCAUGACCGUUCCCCUCCGGAGAACUGGCUGGUGUCGCGCUGCGGGCAGGUCCCACGCCGGCUGGUUCCAUAGAAUCCGAAUGACCACACAUCACACUAAGUCCUAGAGGUGACUGUAUGUUAGAGACAUUUUUUUUUUUGUCAUGUAAUAAAAAAUAAAAAAAAGUCCA
Messenger RNA from Bufo bufo (common toad), 2493 nucleotides. RefSeq names its product BRCA1 associated protein 1 (gene BAP1). The record is from RefSeq and is a predicted model, not a curated record. The transcript is spliced from 17 exons. Gene Ontology annotation, molecular function: cysteine-type deubiquitinase activity. Gene Ontology annotation, cellular component: cytoplasm. NCBI's taxonomy places the organism in Eukaryota, Metazoa, Chordata, Amphibia, Anura, Bufonidae. Gene Ontology annotation, biological process: protein deubiquitination; ubiquitin-dependent protein catabolic process. The coding region runs from base 58 to 2154 and encodes 698 amino acids.